Messenger RNA from Lottia gigantea (owl limpet), 3133 nucleotides. RefSeq lists its product as hypothetical. Bases 70 to 2274 code for a protein of 734 amino acids. The transcript has 4 exons. The record is from RefSeq and is a predicted model, not a curated record. NCBI's taxonomy places the organism in Eukaryota, Metazoa, Mollusca, Gastropoda, Lottiidae.
UGGUAUUUAUUAGUACUAUCAGUACUGUGCUAGUACUGCUACUUUGGAAUUAUAGUAUCUACAGUUUCAAUGAUUGUGACAGAAGAAAUUGUGUUGACCUCACUGGUGCUGGGUGUUUUAUCAAUAAUAACAUGUCUGGCUUUAGGCAUCGGAAUAGCAUGUUAUUUAUAUUACUCUAAAAUGUCAAAGAUUGAGAGAAGAUGGUCCUAUUCAUCAAGGGGUUCCAAAGAAGAGAAGAUCGACCCAAAAAUAUUCACUCACACCUCUUUCGUUCCACAAAAUGUUAAAGCUGAUCCUCGUCGACCUUCCAUUGCUGUUACAGAACUUGAUAAGGACACCAGCGUCAUGACUUUGGGAGUAGGUACACUUCGUCAGGUGACUCUUUCACUACUUCAAGACGUCAUAAUAAACCUCUACAAUAUCAGAAUCAAGCUCGACAGUAAAAACCAGAAAUUUAAAUCCGGGGACGAAUUAGCCAUGACUACAGCUUCUGACAUCAAGGCUGUCCAUGAUCAACUCCGUAAACGUCUUACCGUUGUUUUUAAACAAGACCCGAAUAAGAUUGAACUGUUUUCAAACAUUGGUCAGAACAUCCUAACAGCUAACUCCAUACGCCAAAUUCUCGACGCCAUGUUCCGCGUGUGUCGCCUUGCUCGGGGUAUCGUCAGAGAAUGGAAAGUGGAGCACGAAAUUUUCAUUGGCACCGUUCCUGAGGAUGGAACCGGGUACAUCAAUUUUACAGUUGAAGAUAAUCUAAAUAAGAUGAGCAUCACAUGGGACGACCAGAAAUUUGCACCGGUAUUUUUGGAUACAGUCAGCCUAAUGUUACAAGCUUUACGUGAUGAACGAAGACAGCCAACACCGACAGAGUACCUUGCUAUACAUUUGGCUUAUAACAGCAUCGCUAAUGGUAAACAAUUAACAUCAAAAUCACACCGACCUCUAGGAUCACCAGGAUUCAGACCUCACACCCAGACGUACAUGUCACUUACUGAUCCCGGUGAUGGUCACGUUCUCGGUACCACACGAUUUAACGACUGGAUGACAGGAGCUAUAGUACAUGUUGAACAUUUAGAAAGACCUGGUAAUCUUCCUAGACAACAGAUUGAGUCAUACCGUGUCCCAUCCCUACAGGAUUUUUCACGCGUUCGGCUCCAUGUGGGUUCAGCCGCACCAAAUACCUACUUUGUGGGCAGACACAUGAAAGACUCUGGAGACUUUGAUAACGAUUUCUUGAAAGUCGUUCAUAUGACAUCGGCAACGGCCUCGGCAGCUUUUGGCCAGGGCGGUGCAGAGUGUAAGGUUGCUAUGGAAGGAUUGAAAACUUCAGAAGCUGUUCGAUACAUGAGAGCUUUAAGAUGUCACGUUCACAGAAACCGCCUGUCCCAAUUUCUGUCGGCAGCUUGGAACCUUAACCAAACUGUCAUAGAUGAUUAUGAAAAGGAAACCCCGGUCAAAUUGACUGAGCGAAUAGAUAUUGCUCUCCGGGCCAUAGAAAUUACAUGUAUUGGUGGAUUUGACAAGGUUACGUGGGAUGGAGCAAGCGACUCCUACCCGUCAAAAUGCAUCAUGUAUCAGCUCACCUUUGAAGAAGCCCUGUCCAUCGUCCAUGCUGCUCAUUUAAGAGGGUUGGUCACUUACUUCUCCGCUGGGUUCAAAUUUGAUGAGAUCAAGCAUGCUGUUUAUUCAGGAACUGAUGGAAUAGGUAUUGGUGGAGCCCAAGUUUUAAGAUUUAUGGAUCACGAAACUGGAAUGCAUGGACCUUACAUGGAAGAAAAUAUCCCUCGAAUCCUCAGUGAACGAGACGCUGCUGCCAAUUCCAUCAGAGGUCGAGGAGUACAUCUUUUGGCUAGAAUGGACACAAUGUUUUUUGAGGGCUCUAUAACUCGCGAAGAGGAUGCUCAGCGAGAGCAACUAUACACGGUUCUUCAGAAAAUUGACGAACAAGGUAUACAAGAAGUAAUCAAACAGUCAGAACGAAUCGUGAAUCUUCCGGUUGAAAAUUCAUUACCGUUGAUUGGCUCAGCUAGACGUUUGGUUGCAACAAAAUGGCCGCUAUUACGUUCCAUAACCUCAGAAGAUGAAACGUCGGAGUGGUCGUCCUUUGUGAACCGUCUCAGAAGUCUUUUGGAUCGAGGUCUGGAAUCUACCAUCGAGGAAGAAUAUGACGGCGAACCCUGGUUAACUUUCAGAAUGAAAUACCGAGAGAGACUACAAUCCAAAAAUAUCAUCACCCGUCAAGGAUCAUUUACACAUUGUUAUAGAACCUUCUGAGGUUAUGGCCAGUCUGAGGUCCUGGGAAUUCUAUGAGGUCUUUUAGAAGUUGUUUGUUUAUUCCAUCUGUGAUAAUUGUGAACAUUUCUCUGUCUGAAGAUCAAAACUGGGUGUUAAACCAAUUUUGAAAAUCGAGCAACCUUUUAAUAGUCCUAACUAAACAAUGAUUAUUCCCUCUUUUGACAUCCAUAGAAAUCCAAGAAUGGCUUUUAAGUGUUAACGAAAAACUAAUAUAUAUGUGUGUAAAAGAUUUUGUUAUUUUUUUAUUGUAAAAAUGGCGCUUACUUCCCUUUUAUAUUUUAAAAAACACGAUAAUGGAUAUAUAACUCUUUUCUUUAAUGUUUGCUACGUUUCAAUUCACAUAUAGGAAUUCAUAAUAGUGUUCUUAUUUAUUUAAUGUUUUAACUACUUCUAAAUGUCAUUUAAAGACUUUUAUAUGUUAUAAUAAGGUAUUUUAGACAUUUAUGAGGUUUUAUAGCACUAUGUGGUUUUAGAACUUUAUGAGGUUAUUAAGCAAUAUUAUUGAAGAGGUUCUAGAAUGUAAUAUACAAGUAAUAUAGCAAUAUAAAUCUCAAGAUUUUUUUUUAGGAUAUCAAACACUAUGAGGCUAGUUGAAGCUUUAUAACUCUCUGUGGUUUUAUAUCGGCCAUAUAUCGGAUUGAAAAUUCCGUUCUGUAAAAUUUUUUCAUUGUUUAUCAUUAUCAACAAUCCUCUCAAUUUAAACCAAAAAUAACAGGCGAAAUGUGAGUUUAUGAACAUUGUGGUUUGGCAGUAGGUUUGUAUUUUAUCAUGAAUUUUUGUUAUAAUGUAAUGUAUAUAUUUAAUUUGAACCAAUCUAAAUAAAUAACAUUUAAAUAUU